This is a messenger RNA of Adineta ricciae, 978 nucleotides long. Lineage: Eukaryota; Metazoa; Rotifera; Eurotatoria; Adinetida; Adinetidae. The record is from the annotation of a GenBank genome assembly.
AUGGCUUUGUUAAUUCUUUUUGCACUGACUCUCGAUUUAAUCUAUCGAGCAUAUCGGUAUUUCUUUCCACAUCCAGACAUAGAUCCUAAAGGAAAAUAUGUUUUAAUAUCUGGCUGUGAUACGGGUUUCGGUCGUCAAUUAGCUCUCGAACUUGAUAAACAAGGUUUUCAUGUUUUUGCUGGUGUGUUGAAUUCAAAUAGCGAAACAUCAUUUCGUGAAAUACUUUCCCAACGUGCAACAGUCUUUCAUUUGGAUGUUACUAAACAAGAAGAUAUCGAUGCAGCAUUCGCAUUAGUGGAAAAGGAAACGAAUACACUUCAUGCACUUGUCAAUAACGCUGGUAUCAGUACAAGUGGUUACAUCGAUUGGAUGACAAUGGAAUCGAUGCGGCGAAUAAUGGAGGUGAAUUAUUUUGGGCAUGUGAACAUGACAAAAACGUUUUUACCACUACUCAUCUCGCGGCGUUAUUCACGUGUUAUUAACAUUUGCUCUGUAGCUGGAAUUGUUUCAGCACCGAUGAAAUCAGCUUAUUCAGCAUCGAAAUAUGCGUUAGAAGCGUUUUCCGAUUGUCUCCGACGAGAAAUGGCGUCAUGGAAUUUAUAUGUGAGUAUUAUUGAACCGGGUCCAAUGCGAACGCCGAUUAUUGAAGGGCAUGAUGAAUAUAUGACUAAAUUUUGGAGUCAACUGCCGAAUAACGUUCAACAACGGUGGGGCGAAGAUUUUCUGAAGGUUCAAAUGAAAAAAAUAUCAGACAACUUUCUCUAUCGUCAUGCCGAAGAUCCAGCUAAAGUUGUUCGAGAGCUCCAACAUGCUAUUAUUAACUCAAAGCCUGAUACUCGCUAUAGACCGGGUUGGCAAGCAAAAUUCUUCUUCUUUCCACUAUCAAUGGCUCCUACUUGGCUCUCAGACUGGAUUUUGGUACGCGCAGUGAAUUCGGACACAGUUCCUGCUGAUGUACGCAAACAGCACACAGAAUAA